This is a messenger RNA of Paralichthys olivaceus (Japanese flounder), 1044 nucleotides long. Lineage: Eukaryota; Metazoa; Chordata; Actinopteri; Pleuronectiformes; Paralichthyidae. The record is from RefSeq and is a predicted model, not a curated record.
UUCUGAAAAACACAAAUGUGUCUUCAACCAUUUCUGGGGAGAAAUCGUUUUCUCUGGUGUCGCCCCCUGCAGGUGAACCCGGCGGCGUCUCUGUCCAUGACCCUGGCUCAGACGGAUUACUGUCGUCAGCAGAGCUUCGACCCUCAGAGUCCGCUCUGCGCCCGAGUCCUCCUGUCGGGUUCUGUCAUCCAGGUCAAUGACACGGAGGCGGAGUUUGCGAAGAAAUCUCUGUUCAGUCGGCACCCGGAGAUGAUUGAUUGGCCGACAGAUCACAACUGGUUCUUCGCCAAGUUCAACAUCACACAGGUGUGGGUGUUGGAUUAUUUUGGCGGCGUGAAGACCGUCACUCCGGAGGAAUAUUUCCAGGCGACGCCGUACAGGAAGCACCACUGAGCUGCGUGGUUCUCAUGAUGUCACUCAGAUUUAAAUCGUACAUUUUCAAACAGCAAACAGGAAGUAAAAUCAAAACGACCACAUCUGUAUUUGUCACAGACAAGAUGCAGAAACAGUUUUUAUCUCUAUAAAUUUAUAUUAAACUCUCGUCAUCAGCGUCGCCGUAUUGAUCAGAGCCGUCGUUUUCUCCAUGAAUCUGGAGUUUUGUGUGAUUAUAUAUGUGUGCAGUGUUGGAGUGUGACCACUGGAGGGCGCUGUUGCUCUGAUAAUGAAAGAUUCAAAACAAUCAUUUUUAUCAUUUUGGUUCAGUGCCAAAGAAAAAGAAUAUUUUCUGUGUUUGACUAAAGUCACAUCAGAUGAUUCAUCAAAGACCAGAAUUAAAGGAUCAAAUGAAAAUAAACAUUACAUUUUUCUGUUGGUUUAUCAACAAACCAAACUUGAAGGUGUUUGUUUCACUGGGAAAUAUUUGAUAAUAAUAUUCAAAACAUGGAACAUCCCAUGAUGUAAACGUUAAACUUUUUAAUGAGAAUAAAAGUUUUUUUUUGUUUCAGACACUUCAUCAAUAACUUUUGAAGAAAACUUUUUGCUGUGAAAUUCUAUUUUUAAAAAGAAAAUGAAAGGAUGAUUUGUAUAAAUAAAGUUUUGUGUUUC